AUGUCUGAUUUACAGAGUCGCAAGAUCUUCAAGGUCUUCAACCAAGAUUUUGUUGUGGACGAGCGGUACAAUGUGACCAAGGAGUUGGGUCAGGGCGCAUACGGUAUUGUCUGUGCCGCCACCAACACCCAGACCGGCGAAGGUGUCGCUGUCAAGAAGGUUACCAAUGUGUUCAGCAAAAAGAUUCUCGCCAAGCGAGCCUUGAGAGAAAUUAAGCUUCUUCAGCAUUUCCGAGGCCACCGCAACAUCACUUGUCUUUAUGAUAUGGAUAUUCCACGACCGGAUAACUUCAAUGAGACAUAUCUGUAUGAAGAAUUGAUGGAGUGUGACUUGGCCGCUAUCAUUCGUUCCGGACAGCCAUUGACCGAUGCGCAUUUCCAAUCUUUCAUUUACCAAAUCCUCUGUGGAUUGAAGUAUAUCCACUCCGCAAAUGUCUUGCACCGUGACUUGAAGCCCGGAAACUUGCUGGUUAAUGCCGACUGUGAACUUAAGAUUUGUGACUUUGGUUUGGCGCGUGGUUUUUCGAUCGACCCUGAAGAAAAUGCGGGUUACAUGACUGAAUACGUUGCCACAAGAUGGUACCGUGCUCCGGAAAUUAUGUUGAGCUUCCAGAGCUACACCAAAGCCAUCGACGUGUGGUCUGUCGGCUGCAUUCUCGCCGAACUGCUCGGCGGUCGUCCCUUCUUCAAGGGACGUGACUACGUCGACCAGCUCAACCAGAUUUUGCACUACCUGGGUACACCCAACGAGGAGACUUUGGGCCGAAUUGGCUCCCCGCGCGCCCAGGAGUACGUGCGCAACCUGCCCUUCAUGCCCAAGAUUCCAUUCCAGCGCCUGUUCCCCAACGCCAACCCUGACGCCCUUGAUCUUCUUGACCGUAUGCUGUCCUUUGACCCUACCUCCCGUAUUUCGGUCGAGGAGGCACUGGAGCACCCGUACUUGCACAUCUGGCACGAUGCCUCGGAUGAGCCGAGCUGCCCGUCGACAUUCGACUUCCACUUCGAGAUCGUCGAUGAUGUGCAGGAGAUGCGCAGGAUGAUCUAUGAUGAAGUGGUGCGCUUCCGUGCGGUCGUCCGCCAGCAGUCACAGGCGCAGGCCGCCCAACAGCAGCAAAUGGCCCAGCAGACCAAUGUCCCGAUCCCCGACCACCAGCAAGGAGUCUGGAAGCACGAAGAGCCUAAGCCACAGGAGGCACACUCUAACGGUGGCCAUCAAAACGAUCUGGAAUCGUCGCUCCAGCGAGGAAUGGAUGUGCAAUGA
Molecule: messenger RNA, 1260 nt
Organism: Aspergillus wentii DTO 134E9
Lineage: Eukaryota; Fungi; Ascomycota; Eurotiomycetes; Eurotiales; Aspergillaceae
Gene: mpkA
Product: mitogen-activated serine/threonine-protein kinase SLT2
Exons: 5
Coding region: 1-1260 (419 amino acids)
Biological process (GO): protein phosphorylation; intracellular signal transduction
Cellular component (GO): nucleus; cytoplasm
Molecular function (GO): MAP kinase activity; ATP binding
Source: RefSeq, a predicted model, not a curated record